Molecule: messenger RNA, 1797 nt
Organism: Microdochium trichocladiopsis
Lineage: Eukaryota; Fungi; Ascomycota; Sordariomycetes; Xylariales; Microdochiaceae
Exons: 2
Coding region: 315-1454 (379 amino acids)
Source: RefSeq, a predicted model, not a curated record
GUCAUUUCCGCUGCUUGGGGGUCCCUUUUGCUCUUCUGGUUUUUCGUCCAGCUCCUUUGUUCGUCCGGGUUGUUCCUUUUCGUUCCUUGCUUCCACACACCUUCCUCUCUGCUUGUUUGUCACGGGGGACGACCCAUCUGCACAUUUUCACAGAUCUGGGGUGACAUUGUCUUUGGCAUCCUUGUCUGGCAAUCAUCAUUCGUUUCCGCAAGCCACUUUCUUCCCCCGACACGAUAUUCACCCCGCCCUCACUUACCCCCACGCACUUUGUUCCUGGGGUUCCAGGUAUUAUCUGGAAGCAAGAAGGAGGAGUGAUGGGUUUGCUGGCGCCUACACAGACCAAGCACCUGCUGCUCGCGGCGGUGCUGGUCUUCAGCGCAUCCUGGUUCUUCCUGGUCCACACAGAGCACGGGAGCAACACCCUCUCGUCCCUGAAGGGGCACGUCGGGUAUGGCAGUGGCGAGAGCAGCGGGAAUGGCGUCGCAAGCGUGUACAAUGAGACGUUGGGUUUCGAAAAGGUAUUCGCGAUCGGGCUCCCCGAGCGCACCGACAAGCGGGACGCGCUGAGCCUCAUGUCUGCGCUGACGGGCUUCACCAUCUCGUGGAUCGACGGGGUGCGCGGGGCGACGGUUCCCGACAAGGCGCUGCCGAUCGGCUGGGACCGCAAGGGGGGCAUGUCGGACACGAACCUGGGCUCGUGGCGGGGCCACAUGAACGCGAUGCGGCGCAUCGUCGACGAGCGGAUAUCCUCGGCGCUCAUCAUGGAGGACGACAUGGACUGGGACGUCUCGCUCAAGGACCGGCUGGCCGACUUUGCGGGCGCGAGCAAGGAAAUCCAGCGCGACAGCUGGUUCGUCGAGGCCCCCGGGCGCAACACGACCAUCGCCUCGCCCAGCCCGUACGGCCAGGACUGGGACAUGCUCUGGGUCGGCUCGUGCGCGUCGACGUUCGGCAACCUGCUCCCGGAGCACCUGCAGAUCCCCGCCGAGCUGCGCGACGACCGCGAGGUGCUCAUCACCGGCGACGCCACGGUGCCACCCAAGCACCACCGCGUGGGCAACGGCGGCUGGUCCUGGGAUGAGUACUCGGACCAGACUCGCAUCGUCUACGUGCCCGGGGACAACAUCUGCAGCUUCGCCUACGCCCUCAGCUACACGGGCGCCCAACGCGCCCUCGAGUACAUGAGCCUCGAGGGCCAGCACAAGCCCUUUGACAACCACCUCAGCGACCUGUGCCGGCUGCGCGCCAACGGCAUGCGCUGCGUCAGCAUCGUGCCCAGCCUGUUUGUGCACCACCGGCCCCGGGGCAGGGUCAGCGGGGACUCGGAUAUCAACAAUGGCGGCGGUGAUGAGUUUAGGGAGGUGGGCGCGACGGAGAAUGUGCUGUACAGCACGAGGCUCAACCUUGCGAGAUUGUUGAAGGGCGAGGAGCCCCUGAAGCAGUGGAACGACUAGUGGAGUGGUGGUGGAGAAGGAAAAGAGAAUUACUGCCUUCGUGGAUUCGCAGUUUCCCGCCUCCGUCUUCGAUCUAGGAAUAAGCAGACGGACUUUUGGUGGGGGGUUCAUGGCGUUCAAGGAGAAUAUAUCGCAUUGCUUGUGCAAGUCUUUCCGGACGGGCAUAACAUUUUUUUAAAAAGGAGUUAUGGAGCCCCGGGGGUUAUCAAUGACCAAAUAGAGCUGGUUUGCUUGAGAUUGUCUGCUCCCGCGACGUUCUAUCUUGCUCGGCUAUUUACAUCUCACGGAGGGUGUCUGCGCUUAUGAGGAUGGCUUCUGAGGAUGGAUUGCGGCCUGCUUUUGA